Messenger RNA from Hevea brasiliensis (rubber tree), 4187 nucleotides. RefSeq names its product probable alpha,alpha-trehalose-phosphate synthase [UDP-forming] 9. Gene Ontology annotation, cellular component: cytosol. Gene Ontology annotation, biological process: trehalose biosynthetic process. NCBI's taxonomy places the organism in Eukaryota, Viridiplantae, Streptophyta, Magnoliopsida, Malpighiales, Euphorbiaceae. The record is from RefSeq and is a predicted model, not a curated record. Gene Ontology annotation, molecular function: catalytic activity.
GUUUUCCCUUUUCUCGUUAUUUAUAUAUUGCUGUCUAAUUUUCUUUAUUAUUUCCUUUGACCGAUAUAUCUAUGUUAUGAACUGAUUUUAUUGUCAGUAAAGUUGAAUAUCUAUGAGAUCGAGGUUGGUUAAAUUUGAAUGCUUUUAACAUUGGGUUGGAAUACUUGGCCAAUCCCUAGUUGGUUUUCUUCAACCAAGUCAGCUCUAGUUAGAUGCUUAUAGAUAAUUCACUUGUUUUGUAGGUCUUAUCAUGUGUUAUGACUUUGUCUGUACUUAAUGGAAAGACCAAAUCACAGCCUUCCUUAACUCUUUCUUUCGAAGCAUUUAUCGUUUUUGACCAUAUCUGUGAGAUGUCAAUAAGACUAUGCCUCUCUUGCUUCUCAUCUUUGUUUUGGUUCUAUUGUGCAUGUUAACUCGAAAUGGUCAGAAGGCACAAUUACCUAGUGCAGAACUACACUUCUAGCCUCUUUGACAUUGAGGUUGAAAUUGCUUUUCUGGAAAAACACCCUUUUAGAUAUUGUUAUAAAAAGGUUUGAAAUAGUUGGUUUGGAGUUAUUGUGACUAAAGUAUAUCAAAUUGUAAGGGUCUCUAAUAAGCAUUUUUAAGAUAGUACUCUUCUUAACAAUGAUUCAAACAGUAAUGUUAAACAAACUCUUAUUAUGUUUAUAUGUUAGGCUUAUGCAUAUAAACUGAAAAAUUGUCCUGAUUGUAUCAUGCACCCGAUAAUUGGGUAGCGAAGCUUUAGAAUUAGAAUACCUUUGCUAUUUGUUGCUCUCUUGAAAUAUGCGAAAUUCUGUGUUUAUGUUGAAAAUAAUUGACGAAAAAGACAAUAAGAAGCUUUUAUCCACAGAAGGGAAGGAACAUAUGAUAUUUUAUAUGACCAAGAGUUUCCGUGUGUGUAAGAUUUAGAUCUGUAACUGCACCAGAAAUGAAAUAUUUUAUAUCAUGCUCAUUCACUUCGUAUAUAUCUUCUUAGUUUAAUGCUUUUAUUUUUUAUUUGUUUUAUAUUUAAUUUUUAUCUUAUUGAAGUUAACAAGUGUUUUCCCCCCAUUGCUGUAGGUAUUUAAAUCUCCACACUUUAUAUUAGCCCUUCAAGAUCUUGUUUGGAAGAAAAGCAAACCAUUGAUCAUCUAAUAUCUCCAUAGCUCCAAAUAAAGACCUAGAAACAUUAAAACAAAAACUGGCAACAAUGAUGUCAAGAUCUUGCAUAAUGUUGGACUUAGCAUCUGGAGACAUGUUGAAUUUCCCUCGAAGUCCCAGAUCUCUCCAAAGGAUGAUCUCUGUUUCAGGAAUUUUUUCCAACACAGAUGGUGAUGGAAGCAAUGAUAGAGAUUCAGAUGCUCCAUCAGCUGUAUGCCACAAGAAGAAGAUUAUAGUGGCAAAUUUUCUUCCUCUACAUGCUCAAAAGGAUUUAAAAUCGAGCAAAUGGUCAUUCAGUUUUGAUGAGGAUUCACUUUGGUUUCAAAUGAAGGAUGGAUUCUCAAUCAAUACAGAGGUUGUUUAUGUGGGAUCUCUGAAGGUUGAUGUAGAUGCUAGUGAACAAGAAGAAGUUUCCCAGAAACUGCUGGAGGAAUUUAACUGUGUACCAACGUUUCUUCCUCCUGAACUUUACAAAAAGUUUUAUCAUGGUUUCUGUAAGCACCAUUUGUGGCCCCUUUUCCAUUAUAUGCUGCCAAUGUGCCCUGAUCAUGGCAUUCGCUUUGAUAAGAUGCUGUGGCAGGCCUAUGUCUCUGCUAAUAAAAUUUUUGCAGAUAAGGUUAUGGAAGUGAUUAAUCCUGAAGAAGAUUAUGUUUGGGUUCAUGACUAUCACCUAAUGGUUCUCCCUACUUUCUUGAGGAAGCAUUACUACAAAGUUAAGCUUGGCUUCUUCCUUCACGGCCCAUUCCCCUCAUCAGAAAUUUACCGAACUCUGCCUGUCAGAGAUGAAAUUCUGAAAGCACUGCUGAAUGCAGAUUUAAUUGGUUUUCAGACAUUUGAUUAUGCUCGCCACUUUCUGUCCUGUUGCAGCCGAAUGUUGGGCCUAGAUUAUGAAUCAAAACGUGGUCAUAUUGGACUUGAGUAUUUUGGUCGCAUAGUGUACAUCAAAAUUUUGCCUGUAGGAAUUCAUAAGGGCAAACUAGAAUCUGCUCUAAAUCACCCUUCUUCUUCCAUCAAGGUUAAAGAAAUCCAAAAACAGUUUGAGGGGAAAAAGAUUAUUGUUGGAGUUGAUGACAUGGAUAUUUUCAAGGGCAUCAGUCUGAAAUUAUUAGCCAUGGAACAACUUUUGCAGCAGAAUCCUGAAUUUGGGGGGAAGGUGGUCAUGGUUCAAAUUUUAAAUCCUGCAAGGAGCUCAGGGAAAGAUGUACAAGAAGUAAAAAAGGAGACAUACUUGAUUACCAAAAGGAUAAACAGUAUUUUUGGUUUUCCAGGCUAUGAACCAGUGGUUCUGAUUGAUCGUUAUGUACCUUUUUAUGAGAAAACAGCCUACUAUUCAUUGGCUGAAUGUUGUAUUGUAAAUGCAGUGAGGGAUGGAAUGAACCUGAUCCCAUAUGACUACAUUGUCUGUAGGCAGGGGACUCAUAAAAUGGAUGAAGCUCUGGGAGUUGAUUCUCAAUCGCCUCAUGCAAGUACGAUUGUCAUUUCAGAAUUUAUUGGUUGCUCACCAUCUCUAAGUGGUGCAAUAAGGGUAAACCCAUGGGACGUUGAAGCUGUAGCGGAUGCAUUAAAUCUUGCCCUCACCAUGCCUGAUUUAGAGAAGCAGUUGAGGCAUGAGAAGCACUAUCGAUAUAUUAGCUCUCAUGAUGUGGCUUAUUGGUCUCGCAGUUUUGUGCAGGACUUGGAGCGAGCUUGCAAAGAUCAUUACAACAAGAGUUGCCGGGGUAUUGGUUUUGGUCUGAAUUUUAGGAUUUUGUCACUUCAACCAAGCUUUAGGAAGCUUUCCAAUGAACAUAUUAUCUCUGCAUAUAAGAGGACAUAUAGGAGGGUGAUAUUUUUGGAUUAUGAUGGAACAGUGGUCCCUCAAACUUCCAUUGUUAAAACCCCCAGUCCUGAAGUUGUAUCUGUCCUGAACAACCUUUGUAAUGACCCUAAGAACACUGUGUUUAUAGUUAGUGGAAGGGGGAAAGAUUCUCUGAGUGAUUGGUUUGCUCAAUGUGAGAAUUUGGGUAUAGCAGCAGAGCAUGGAUACUUCAUGAGGUGGAGUAGGAUGUCCAAUUGGGAAACCAGUUCCUUUGUGGCAGAUUUUGAUUGGAAAAAAAUAGCGGAACCUGUUGUAAAAUCAUAUGCAGAAGCAACUGAUGGUUCCUAUAUAGAGACCAAGGAGAGUGCCUUAGUGUGGCAUCAUCAAUAUGCUGAUCCUUUUUUUGGAUCUUGCCAGGCCAAAGAACUGUUGGAUCAUCUCGAAAAUGUCCUUGCAAAUGAGCCAGUAGUUGCGAAGAGGGGUCAGCAUAUUGUUGAAGUAAAGCCACAGGGAGUUACUAAAGGUUUAGUUGCAGAGAAAGUUCUUUCUGCAAUGAUCUCUCGUGGGAAAUCCCCAGACUUUGUGAUGUGCAUUGGGGACGAUAGAUCUGAUGAAGACAUGUUUGAAAGCAUAUCGAGAACGGCUUCUAGUUUGUCAUUUCGGUCAGCUCCAGAGAUGUUUGCAUGCACUGUUGGCCAAAAACCUAGCAAAGCUAGGUACUACUUAGAUGAUAUUGAUGAUGUACUAGCAUUACUUCAAGGCUUGGCUAUUGCUUCAAGUUUGAAGUCAAGGGGUAGUGCAGAAGUACAAGUUUCUUUCAAAUAAUGUCAUUUGAAAGGAAAUAGGAUGUUAUCCUUUUGGUGCAUGGAUACGGGCAAAAGAAGUUCAAUGGCCUGGAUGAAGAAAAAGAAUGCAUGUUUUAGGUGCAUUACUUUAUACAAUUCAGAGGUUUCUAAUGACACUGUUGUUGAUAUUUAGUCAUUGCGUACAGGGCCUGGCACCAAUGCUGCCUUUGAGUUAUUUCAUGGGAGAGAUUGACUGGUAUUCUUUUGCUCAUUUUAUUUUUUUGAACUCUAGACUGCAGGAGGAUGGAGGCUGAUGUAUGUAUGUUUUGGUUUGGAAAGAAGUUUGUGCAGUUCACAGAGGUAGAGGUCAUACCAAUGGAGACAAUUUCUUGUAUACAUGAAUUGGUUUUGCUUAUACAUGAAAGACAUUCUUAAUACCGUGGAAUUCAUUACUCUUUGUUUAA